AUGGGGGCGACCCGGCCCUUCGCCGUGGACAAGACACAGGGUGUGCGGGCACAGGGUCUGAGAGGGCCCAACUCGGCACGCCCCAGAGGGAGCGGCGUGCAGCCGGCGGCGGGGUUUCGUCUGCACCGCCGGUUUCAGGCCGAGUCCAACCAUGCUCACCCUGUGCUGGAGAAAGUCCCGCAUGAGAUACCGGAACUCCUGAACAUACUGUACGUGAAAGGACCAUCAGCUGAGGGGAUAUUCGGACCAGCUGCCAGCAAGAAAGCACACCGGGAGCUGAAGGAGGCCCUAGACACAGGAGGGGAUGUUGACCGGGAAAGCCAAACUGUGCACCUGCUGGCAGUGAUUGUGAAGGACUUAUUCCGAAACAUCCCCUUGAAACUCUUGCUGGCUGACCUCUAUCAAGACUGGAUGUGACCCUUGGAGAAGCUGAGCAAGGAGGAGAGAUUGGAAGAACUGAGGGAGGUGGCUGACAAAUUGCCUAGAGCCAAUCUCCUCAUCCUCAAGUGGUUGCUGUCUGUGCUGCACUGCAUCAGGCAAAACUCGUUAACAAGCAGGAUGGACUCCAGCAAUCUUACCAUCUGCAUUGGACCAAAUAUGUUGAGCGAGGAGAACCUGCUCCCGCUGGAGGUGCUGAUGGAGGUGAAAGUGCUGGUGGAGUUCCUUAUUAACAACUGCAUGGAAGUAUUUGGAAAGGAGAUCACUUGCCUGCUAAAUCCCUCAGUUGAGGAGUCACCAGUGCCCAUAGACAGCUCCACAGGUGAGCUGAAACCUGAUGGUCUAGACUCUGACUUCUGA
Aptenodytes forsteri (emperor penguin) is the source of this 798-nucleotide messenger RNA. RefSeq names its product T-cell activation Rho GTPase-activating protein-like. NCBI's taxonomy places the organism in Eukaryota, Metazoa, Chordata, Aves, Sphenisciformes, Spheniscidae. The record is from RefSeq and is a predicted model, not a curated record. Gene Ontology annotation, molecular function: GTPase activator activity. Gene Ontology annotation, biological process: signal transduction.